UCAGCCUUACCAACUUGAUCCUUAUCUUCUCAACCCUUCUUUCGCUGUUGGGUAUUACACUCAGUCUCACAUCCUUUGAUAACCACCCUUUGUCACGAUGCUUUACACGGAACAGCCUACACCUCCUUUCAACUCGCCCUAUCAAACGCAUGCGUCACGGGAGGACUCCUUGCUUGAGGCACCCUACCUAUCACCAAGCCAGCAUAACUCCAUGUCAAGAUAUCCGCAAGGCCUCGGACUCUAUAAUUACCAUCACCAAGCCCCAACAACGCUGCCUCCGUCGCCAUCGCCCUCAGAGCCCUGGUCCGGUCACGUCUCAACUGGCGCAUCCCCCAUUAUGACACAGGCAAUUGCAGACCCAUACGCGUCAGGCGCGUUCGAUCACCCAAUCAUACGCUCUCCCCAGCCUUGGGACGGCUCACAGCUCUCGCCUCGAUCGUCCGUCUCGUCUGCGACAAUGGUGUCAGUUCACUCUCAUCCUGGAUCUAACAAUGCCUAUCACGAGAUGACGACUGCAAACUUUGGAAGCCAUAGUUGGAGUCAUGACGCACGCUACACGCACAACGAGGGAACACUGCCCUUGUCGCGACAUUGCCCACUGAUUGUUGUUCCUGAGAGGCUCAACAAUAACGUCUUUCCUUACGACAACCCCUAUGAUGCGACACAAAUUCCAAGGAUGGAGCCUACUCUUGCGAUGGAAUACGAUGACCAAGCAUACCUUCGGGCUUCUAGCGAAAUGAGCAGUGCAUCUCGCCCAGAGUAUCCCCAGACUCCUGCUCACAGACAGCGCAUACGUAGUCGCAGACACACCGAUCCCGCUACGGCCGCCUUCGUUUGUACAUUGUGCAAGCCUCAAAAGGGCUUUGCACGAAACUACAAUUUCAAGCAGCAUAUGGAGACACAUAAUCCCAACCGAGCAAAGCCGCACGUCUGCCGAAUGGAGGGAUGUCAGAAGGCUUUCGUUCGUAAACUCGACCUCGACAGACAUAAUACCAGUGUCCACAAAAAGGAAAGGGGAUUCAAGUGUGACAAGUGUCCUGCUGAUUUUGCACGAAAAGAUACGUGCGGCAGGUAAGUACUCUCAUUUCGCGGGCUGUGUUCAAUAAGUAAUAUCAACCAGGCACACUAGAGAUGGCUGCUCCAAGAGUGCACAGCUGUCCAGCUCGCAGGUGAUGCAAGCACGCUACCGACAGAGUGAGUGUUAUA
Messenger RNA from Didymella exigua CBS 183.55, 1206 nucleotides. RefSeq lists its product as uncharacterized. The transcript has a single exon. Gene Ontology annotation, biological process: regulation of transcription by RNA polymerase II. Gene Ontology annotation, cellular component: nucleus. Lineage: Eukaryota; Fungi; Ascomycota; Dothideomycetes; Pleosporales; Didymellaceae. Gene Ontology annotation, molecular function: DNA-binding transcription factor activity, RNA polymerase II-specific; RNA polymerase II cis-regulatory region sequence-specific DNA binding. The record is from RefSeq and is a predicted model, not a curated record. The coding region runs from base 98 to 1075 and encodes 325 amino acids.